ACUGAGAACAUAAUGAAUUCUAAUACAUCGCAUGUCAACCACCACAGUUUUGUUCUGACAGGAAUUCCAGGAAUGCCAGAAAAAAACCCUUGGAUGGCUUUUCCCCUGGGACUUCUCUACACACUAACUGUCUUGGGAAAUGGUACGAUCCUAGCUGUCAUAAAGGUCGAUCAGAGUCUCCAUGAGCCUAUGUACUACUUUCUCUCUAUCUUGGCCUUGACUGAUAUUAGUCUCUCCAUGUCCACCUUGCCUACCAUGCUGAGCAUAUUUUGGUUUAAUAUUCCUGAGAUUUCUUUUGAUGCAUGUAUUACACAGAUGUUUUUCAUUCAUGGGUUUGGAGUGGUAGAAUCAGGAGUCUUGGUGUCUAUGGCUUUUGACAGAUUUGUGGCCAUCAGAGACCCACUUCGCUAUACUUCUAUUCUCACCCACGGCAUCAUUGGCAAGAUUGGAAUUGUUGUUCUCACCCGAGCAUUCUGUGUGGUGUUUCCUGUACCUUUCCUUAUAAAGAGGCUACCUUUCUGCCACUCCAAUGUCUUGUCUCAUUCAUACUGUCUCCACCAAGAUGCCAUGCGACUAGCUUGUGCUAGUACCCGCAUCAACAGCCUCUAUGGCCUCAUCAUAGUCAUCCUCACCUUGGGAAUGGAUGCCCUCAUAAUUCUCUUUUCUUAUAUACUCAUCUUACACACUGUACUGAGCAUUGCCUCCAGGGAUGAAAGGCUCAAAGCUCUCAAUACCUGUCUCUCUCACAUCUCUGCUGUUCUCCUCUUCUAUGUUCCUCUCAUUGGUGUUAGUAUGAUCCACAGAUUUGGAAAGCAUUUAUCACCAGCAGUGCAUACACUAAUGGCCAAUGUCUAUCUGCUACUCCCUCCUGUACUAAAUCCCAUUGUUUAUAGUGUGAAAACCAAACAAAUUAGAAGGCGGAUUAUCUAUGUGUUCCAAAGGAGAAAGAAUAAAGCUUAA
This is a messenger RNA of Suncus etruscus (white-toothed pygmy shrew), 960 nucleotides long. Its product is annotated as olfactory receptor 51H1-like. The record is from RefSeq and is a predicted model, not a curated record. NCBI's taxonomy places the organism in Eukaryota, Metazoa, Chordata, Mammalia, Eulipotyphla, Soricidae. Gene Ontology annotation, molecular function: olfactory receptor activity; G protein-coupled receptor activity. Gene Ontology annotation, cellular component: membrane. Bases 13 to 960 code for a protein of 315 amino acids. The transcript has a single exon. Gene Ontology annotation, biological process: G protein-coupled receptor signaling pathway.